AUGGCUUCGGCCAUACCGCAACCACACCACGCCAACGAUAUGGCGUUACCGAAUGGACAUUCGAUCGAGGCGAGCGCGGAGCUUCCCAAGGUACCACUGCCACGCACGCGCAGCGACAGCGAUCUUUCGGAUAUAAACGAUAUUCCUACCACCACUAUAUCAUCAACCGGAGCCGGGGACGAGGCGCCUUCGGACGACGAUGCCAUCCACGACAUGGCGACGUCUGAACUCGAUGAAGAUGAAGAUGCUCCAGGUGAAGAGGACGCAGACUUUGACGAGGAGACACCUCCUCCCGCACACCCCGAUCGGAUGGACGUUGACGGAUCGUCGUCCGAGUCCGGUUCAAGACCWAGGAAGCGGAAGACGGAGGUUGACGACGAGGAACUCAUGAAGCAGAAUCCAGAGUUGUAUGGCUUACGGCGUAGUGGCCGAGCAAGACCUACCCGUCGCGUGGUCGAUAGUUCCGACGAAGAUGAGGAUGACGAGGGCGAAGUGAACACUGGCAGGCGGCGGAAACGCCAAAAACUUGCCGGCGGCCGACCCUCAUCUACUCGUGGCGACAGGGAAUCUUCUCGUCAGAUUACAUCCGCGGGCUCCGAAUCCGAGGAAGGUGGCACCUACGGCGGCCAGCGCGGACGCACAUUUGCCAAAAAGCACAGGCAAAAGAUGCAGGCCAUCGCCUCCGGCGGCGGCACACCGCAACUUGGCGAAGUACGCUUCUCGACACGACGAGCUGCCAAGGUGACCAAUUACGACGAUGAUCAGGACCUCGGAAUCAGCGAUGAGGUCGAGAGUGAUACCGCCACGCCCAAUUACUACUACGUGGAGGACAACACGCCAGCCAUUGAUGCAAUCCUCAACCACAGGCUCAAGGAAGGCAUAGAAGCAAGCAACUCCGACAAGCAAGAUUACGAGUUCUACAUCAAAUGGCAGGGUCAAGCACAUUAUCACGCCACAUGGCAUCCAUGGGCAGAUCUUGUGGCAUACAAAGGUUUCCGUCGACUCGAGAACUACUUCCGCAAGACCGUAAAGGUUGAAAUCGGCCUGGCGCAAGAUCCGGACAUUGCGGCCGAGGACCGAGAGAAGUGGAACUUGGACCGCGAAGCCUUCAUCGACACCCUCCGCGACUACAAAAAGGUUGAACGUGUUAUUGGUGCAAGAGAUGGUGAUGAUGGAACGGAAUACUACGUCAAGUGGAAGGGACUCUACUAUGACUGUUGCACAUGGGAGUCUGCGAGCCUCGUGAGUCAAGAGGCACAGACGGAAAUCGAUCGCUAUCUCGACCGCUCUGCGAAACUACCAUCAUCGGACAAGGCUGAGGYAAGCAUCAACACGCGAUCGCCAUACAAGCCGUUCCGCUCACAGCCUUCAUACAUCAAAGGAGGGGAGCUACGAGAGUUCCAGAUCGCCGGCGUCAACUUCCUGGCUCAUCAUUGGUGCAAAGGCAACAAUGUCAUCCUCGCAGAUGAGAUGGGUCUCGGAAAGACUGUCCAGACCGUCUCGUUCAUGAACUGGCUCCGGCAUGACCGCCGACAACACGGACCAUUCAUCGUGGUUGUUCCCCUAUCAACUAUGCCGGCAUGGGCCGACACUUUUGACUUCUGGACACCCGACCUGAACUAUGUCGUCUACAACGGUAACGAAGCAUCGCGCAAGAUCAUCAGGGAGUACGAGCUGCUCGUGGACGGCAAUCCCAAGAAGAUCAAGUUCAACGUGCUCCUCACAACCUACGAGUACAUCCUGCAUGAUUCGGCCUUUCUCUCCUCGCUCAAGUGGCAAUUCAUGGCCGUCGAUGAGGCUCACCGAUUGAAGAAUCGCGAGUCGCAGCUUUACGCGAAGUUGAYGGACUUUGGUGCUCCAAGCCGCCUCCUCAUCACCGGCACGCCUAUGCAGAAUACUCUAAGUGAGCUCUCUGCACUCAUGGACUUCCUCAUGCCAGGCAAGAUCUUUGUUGAUGAGCACAUCGACCUCACAUCAGAGCAUGCCAGCAGGAAGCUUGCUGAACUUACCGAUGCCAUUUCGCCGUACAUGAUCAGACGGACCAAGCAAAAGGUUGAAAAUGAUCUGCCACCAAAGACGGAGAAGAUUAUUCGAGUCGAACUUUCCGAUGUUCAGUUGGAAUACUACAAGAACAUCCUCACGCGUAACUAUGCGGCGCUGAAUGCUGGCAGCAAGGCGGGCAAGACUUCUUUACUGAACAUCAUGAUGGAGCUGAAGAAGGCUAGCAAUCACCCCUUCAUGUUCCCGAACGCUGAAGAUCGCAUUCUGGACGGCAGCGACGCUCGCGAUGACCAAUUGAAAGCCCUCAUCACGUCCAGUGGCAAGAUGAUGCUUCUUGAUCAAUUGCUCACGAAGAUGAAGAAAGAUGGACACAGAGUUCUGAUCUUUAGUCAAAUGGUCAAGAUGCUUGAUAUCCUCGGCGAUUAUCUCCAACUUCGUGGACAUCAGUUCCAGAGACUGGAUGGUACCAUCGCGGCGGGUCCCAGACGCAUGGCGAUUGACCACUUCAAUGCAAAAGACAGCAAUGACUUUUGCUUUUUGCUCUCCACUCGUGCUGGUGGUCUUGGGAUCAACCUCAUGACCGCCGACACGGUCAUCAUCUUCGACUCGGACUGGAAUCCUCAGGCUGACUUGCAGGCCAUGGCUCGUGCGCAUCGCAUUGGCCAGAAGAAGCCUGUCACCAUCUACCGUCUUGUCUCGAAGGACACAGUUGAAGAAGAAGUGCUCGAGCGUGCGCGCAACAAAUUGAUGCUCGAGUUCAUUACCAUUCAGCGCGGCGUCACCGACAAGGACGCUCGUGAACUUGGCGAUCGCAUGGCCCGGGUUGGUGCUAGCACCGCCGAGCCAAAUUCUUCGGACGAUAUCUCACGCAUCCUCAAGAAGCGUGGACAAAAGAUGUUUGAGCAGUCUGGCAAUCAGCGCAAGCUUGAGGAGCUGGAUAUUGAUGCUGUACUUGAAAACGCCGAAGAGCACCGGACGGAGCAGCCUGAGGGCAUGACUACUGACGGUGGCGAGGAGUUCUUGAAGAGUUUCGAAUACACCGACGUCAAAGUCGAUCUUGAGUGGGAUGAGAUUAUACCCAAGCACGAGAUUGAUAAGCUUAAAGAGGCGGAGCGCAAGAAGCAAGAAGAAGCCUACCUCGCGUCUGUCAUCGAGGACAGCCAGCCACGAAAGCGGAAAGCAGCUGCGGAUGACGGCCGAGAUCAGCGUGCUGCGAAGAAGCGUGCUCGCGACCUCAACGCCACUGCUGAGAUGGAUGCCGACUCCGGCGAUGAUGAUUCCGACCACGGGAGUGAUCCUAAGCGAGCUCUGGGUGAGAAGGAGUGUCGCCAUCUGGUGCGCGCAUACGAACGAUUUGGAGCGAUUGACGAGAAGCAAGAUGAGAUCAUCAGGGAAGCCCGACUUCUGGGACGCGACGUGAAUGUGGUCCGCGAUACUCUCAAGGAGAUCAUCGACACGGCCAUCCGUCUGCAACAGGAACAGGCCGAACAGCUCAAGGAGAUUGAGCGCACGACAAACAAGCCAAUCACCAAAAAGGAACGCAAGGCAGUCCUGUUCGACUUCCGCGGUGUCAAGCGGCUGAAUGCUCAGACAUUGACCGAUCGUCCGGAAGAGAUGCGCAUGAUACGCAACUGUGUGGACUCGAUUUCUGACUGGCGGAACUUCCGGGUGCCAGAGGCUCAAAAGCCAGCUUCGUACACUGCCGAGUGGGGCGCCAAAGAAGACGGCAUGCUUUGUGUCGGUCUAGCUCGCCAUGGCUACGGCGCCUGGAUACCAAUCCGCGACGAUGUCGAGCUUGGUUUGAGUGAAAAGUUCUACUUGGAGGAGCAUCGUGUCGGUGCCAAGGAGGCUAGAAACACCGCAGGAGAUGAGUCUAAGCAGGCCAAGUCUCCGGGGGCAGUUCACCUUGUGCGGCGAGCAAAUUACCUGAUCAGCGUGCUGAAGGACAAGAUCAGCAACGGCACCAACCAGGCUGCUAAACGGGCUUUGGACAAUCACCACCGGAAUAACCGCAAACACUUGGGAUCACAUGGUCGCACAGGCACGCCCGGCCAUGCGGGGAGCCCAGGCCCCRACGGCCACCGCAAACUCAACUCCACUGAUGGUAGAAGUCUUCACCAGUCCGACAUUCGAAACAGCAUGGACCGUCGACAGCAUGGAUCUCCCAAUGGGCAUCAUCGUGGCAAGGAUGAUCGCGGCAAGCACCGCUAUUCGGAAGAACGAAAGGGAGGCCAUCAUCGCAACCACAGCUCUCCCAAUGGAGGAGUGUCCAGGCCGCCCCUGUCCGAGGCGGACGAACAUGUUCGCAAGAUCUUUGAACCUAUUCACAGCACUUUGAUCAAGGUUACAGGCGCGACUAAGAAGAAGAUGCCCGAAGAUGACGCUCGUCUCAAAAUGAUUAAGAUGGGUCUGGUUACGAUUGGCAGUCACAUCAACGCGCAAGUUACCAACAAUGGCCAAGCGUCGGUCGAGGACAAGAUGUGGGAUUACGUGUCAGAGCACCAUUGGCCACAGUCGAAGCAGAGUGACAAGCGUGUGUCUGGUCGAAAGCUCCGCGACAUGUACAAGAAGAUUUCUGGGAAAGACAGCGCUGCUUCAAAGACGAGUCCGACCAAGCCGAAGCCGACGCCGGUCGAGGCUGGACCAUCAUCUGCAGCUGCGCCAUCGAAUGGUGUAGCGUCCGUCAAGGCGGAGGCUGCUGGCAUGGAUAUUCACAGUCCGCAGGCUGACUUGGCUCCCAAGACGGAGUCCACCAAAGCGGAGUCCACCAAGCCAGAGGCACCACCCAAGGACGAGCAGGUGAAGGUGGAUGCGGCGCAGCCGCCUAUCAAGUCUGAGCAGGCGACUGAGGGGUCCGAGCCUGAACCGGUCAAGGCGACCAGCGAGUCCAAGGAGUCCAAUGGAGCAGAGCCUGGCGACGAGAAGGUCUAG
Messenger RNA from Ramularia collo-cygni, 4932 nucleotides. Its product is annotated as related to transcriptional regulator CHD1. The transcript has 7 exons. The record is from RefSeq and is a predicted model, not a curated record. Gene Ontology annotation, cellular component: nucleus; chromatin. Gene Ontology annotation, biological process: regulation of transcription by RNA polymerase II; nucleosome organization. The coding region runs from base 1 to 4932 and encodes 1643 amino acids. Gene Ontology annotation, molecular function: DNA binding; ATP hydrolysis activity; ATP binding. NCBI's taxonomy places the organism in Eukaryota, Fungi, Ascomycota, Dothideomycetes, Mycosphaerellales, Mycosphaerellaceae.